Molecule: messenger RNA, 3827 nt
Organism: Mobula hypostoma (lesser devil ray)
Lineage: Eukaryota; Metazoa; Chordata; Chondrichthyes; Myliobatiformes; Myliobatidae
Product: interleukin-1 receptor-associated kinase-like 2
Exons: 14
Coding region: 74-2563 (829 amino acids)
Biological process (GO): signal transduction; protein phosphorylation
Molecular function (GO): ATP binding; protein kinase activity; protein binding
Source: RefSeq, a predicted model, not a curated record
UCUGCCAGUCAGUUGGUGGUUUUCAAUCAAGAAGGAUUGAAGUGGAAGACAGAGACGUCAGCAGAGAAACACAAUGACUUCUCAAUAUUUUAUUUAUGACAUUCCCGCCAAGAUUAUGGAAGAGUUUUAUGUGGUGAUGGACACUUUGGCUACUGGAGUAUGGCGUCAGUUUGCCUCUCGCAUCAUCACUGAUCAGACCGAAUUAAGGAACAUUGAGUCUUGUGGCCGAAAGCCCAGCAGCAAAACCAGAGAGCUGAUAUGGGCUUGGGGAAUGAAACAAGCCACUGUCCAACAGCUUCUGAACGUCCUGAAUGAGAUGCAGCUGUACAGAGCUGCCCGUGUAAUUAUGUCAUGGACAUCGGAAGAUUCAUUCAUUGCUCAGCCUGCUUCCUCUCACAUACCUCUGCCAGAAACUCCCGAGAUGCCUCAGUCUUCAGUUUCCUCCAGACCACUUCUGGAUUAUGUGGCCAAUGUGGACUCAGAUGUCAAUGUACACAAGCUUGAUCUACUUCCUGGACCACCGAGCCCUCCUAGCUACUUGAACUCCAAGCUAAACUGUGACAAACUUGAAAUACCAUCAGGGAUGGAUGACAUUAGCCACAGGCCCUACCAGGAAACAAAUCAACCUGCUGAGAUACUCAGCUGCAUGUGGUCCUUGGUGCACUUGAAACAAGCCACUGAUAAUUUCAAUGAAAAUUUUAAGAUUGGCCAAGGUACAUUCGGCUGUGUCUACAAAGCCAACCGGUUCAAUACUGACUAUGCCAUAAAACUGUUAAAUAAGCUGCAAGACGUCAACUUGAAAAGCGCUCGGGAAUUUUUUUGCAGAGAAGUUGAAAGUCUCUACCAGUAUCGGCACUCCAACAUUAUAGCCCUAGAAGGCUACUGUGCUGAAAAUGAUUCUUACUGCCUUAUUUAUCAGUAUAUGUCCAAUGGCUCGCUUGAGAACAAGCUUCACUGCAAGAAUCCUGCUGAUGUGAUUUUAUGGGAAGCACGUAUUAAGAUUGCAGUUGGAACAGCAAGGGCAAUACAAUACCUGCAUCAGUGCGAUGUACCGCUAAUUCAUGGAAAUAUUAAAAGUUCAAAUAUCCUGCUAGAUGAAUAUUUUACACCAAAAUUGGGAGACUUUGGGCUGGUGAAGAUGGGCCCUCUUAGCACAGAUGCAAGUCAGAUCAACAGCCAUACCACAUUAAAGACCAAGACGUUACAGGGACAUCUAGCCUACUUACCAGAUGAGUUUGUACGACACAGAUGGCUGUCUGAAAAAAUUGACACCUUCAGUUUUGGAAUAGUCCUUGCUGAAAUUCUGACUGGUAUGAAAGCGGUGGAUGACAGCAAGCAACCAGCAUUUCUGAAAGAUCUCAUGUUGGGAGAGCUGGAAGCAGAAAAGCAAAUGAAAAAUCCAGAGAAAACGGCAUACAAAAUUUGUCAGAUGUAUCUGGAUCUAAAAGCUGGUCUACUUCCCCUUCAUUUUGCAGUUAGGUUUGCUGCAAUUGCCUGUCUGUGCAUCAAAAUGAAAAGACCCAAGAUGAAAGAGGUUUACUCUUUGCUGGAAAGUUUACAGCAUGAUCUUAAACACUAUGAUGUGCACAGCUCUCCUGAGGAGACAGAUGAUGUUGCAUGCAAGCUAAAUCGAUUGGCCUUGUCUCCACUGGAAAAUACAGAGAUACUCUCUCCUUUUCUGGAUCCCAAUAAUGGCAUUAAGUUUUCACUACCCCAGACUCCAACCAUUUUCAAAGACUUAAGUGGAAACUCAGAACAGCCACCUGAUCCAGAAUUGCUUAAUGUACCAUGUGAAUCAGAUGAGUCUGACAUGUUUUGUUCCUACCCUGUGCUGGAAAACGUUUGCCAUUUGUCUUGCAAAGCAUGCAAUGUUAAGACAAAGUGUAUGUACAGUGAGUACAGCUCGUGCUCUAACAAAUCUGAAGACAAUUCAAAAAUCAAAACACCUGGUUGCAAGCCCAACAGUCAUUUUGUUCAAGAAUUAUCUCCACCAAGAUACCGGGUCUCAGAUAAACCUUAUGUUUCACAUGACUAUUCUAGUGCUGCAUCAAAUGGUGUUUGUGAAUUUGCUCCAUAUCCAAAAGGCAGGACAGCAAAUCCUUUGAACCAUGUUGGAGACAACUACAAAGACUGUUUGAAGAACUAUUGCUGCAGUUCUGAUGAUUCUCCAAUGCUGUCUCUUCAGAACAGAGACAAAGCAAUAGUCAGUUCAGGAUCUGCAAAUUCAAAGACACCCUCAAGAGAUCUUUCCUACUGGAAUUAUAACUUCAAUGAACUCUGUCAUGAAGCUUGUGCUUCAGAGAAUUCUGUGGGACAUUGCCCAGCAAUGCCCAAUGGCACGAGUCCAGAAGUAACAUUGUCUUCCUCAAGUAUUGAGAUCAAUCCUCACAAGAAGAAACUACUAGAUAAAAUUGUUUUAUAUGAAGAGGAACAGAUCAAUACUACUGAACUCCUCUCAGCUCCCUUUGUAACUGAGGUGAUACAGUGUGAGGAAGGCCCUUCCAGUCGUUCGAGCUGUGCAACCCCAGCAACCUCCAACAACUCUGGUUUAACCCUAAUUUAAUCAUGGGACAAUUUACAAGGACCAAUUAAUCUAUCCGGCUCAUCUUUGGACUGUGGGAGGAAAGCGGAUCACAUGGGAAAAACCCACACUUCCAUGGGAAGGACAUACAGACGGCACUGGAAUUGAACUCCGAUGCCCAGAGCUGUAAUAACAUCACACUAAGCGCUACGCUGCUGUGGUAUACAAUGCUGUUGAAUGACUGAGUAAAAAUAAGUUGAUGUAACAGUUUAUUCCAUCAAAAAUAUAUUAUAGCUUUGUAAAUUGUUUUAGUUCCAACUGACCAAAAGUAGAUUGUUUGCUUCCUAACCUUGUAUAAACUGAUCUGCAGACGCUACAGCCGAAUGGCCUCUAAUUGACUAGAAAGUAAUUCCAGUUAAGUUUUCUUGGCAUAAUUAAUGUGUUUUUUUAACAAAAUCUAUGACAAGGAUAUGCCAUGAAUCUCAAAUCCCCACAAAUUUUGGUCAGAAGGAGAAGAAGAAACUUACCAUUAAUCUUUGUGAGCUUUGAAGAAAAACACUGCACUUUGGUUAUUAUAACUACUUGAACUCACAGUAGAGAGUUUGGUGUUUAACAAUGCAAAAACUUUUCUCAUAACUAAUUCUACAUUCUUAUAAAAUGAGUCAACCUCAGAGUGCCACAAAAAUAAUUGAAAUUGUGGAAUUGUCCUUCUGUAUAAAGUUUCUAAGCAUCUUAAAUUAUAACUUUAUAAUUAAUUAAACUCACAAUAGAGAGUUUGGUGUUUAACAAUGCAAAAACUUUUCUCAUAACUAAUUCUACAUUCUUAUAAAAUGAGUCAACCUCAGAGUGCCACAAAAAUAAUUGAAAUUGUGGAAUUGUCCUUCUGCAUAAAGUUUCUAAACAUCUUAAACUAUAACUUUUUCCACUUUGGUCUCUCUCACCUAUCUUUCCCUCUGUUUCCUUUCUAUAUCUAGUUUUCAUCAGCUACUUUUUUAUUUUGUUCUUUUUCCUUGGUUAGGAGAUAACUCAUGUUUCAUUUAACUGAUAGGUACCUUGUUAUUUUCUAACAGUGCCAAUAAUUUGCAGCUGCAAAAUCUUUUGGUGCAAUAGAAGUUUAAAAAAACAUAAUAGAGCAUAAUAAGGUUUUAAAAAAUAAACAUAAUAGGGUUUAAGAUGUGCUAUUCUGGGAAAUUCUGGAAGAUGCUGAUUAUCAGGCUGAAUUAUAAGAUGGUUGAUUCCUUUUAUAAACUCAUGAUGAUUUUGGAUAUUGAUUCUAUUAACCUCAGUAUACUUCAAAAUGUUAUUU